UAAGAAGAAGUAAUUAUUCUAGACAUUUCCUGUUUCUCGAGCACGAAUCCGUAGUAAUGACAACAAAAUAACAACAACAAAAAAAUCCCACCCAUCCAUUUUCUCCCCAAAAUGUCUAAACUACAACAGAUCAAUGUGUUUCUCAACGAAAAAUUAACAGCAGUUCCUUUGGAGAUAUCCGUAGUAGUUAAAAAAACGAUCGCAGAGUACCAGGAAGAAAUCUACCGUUUGAAACGGGCGAAUGCACGUCUACGAAGACUGCUGGACUUGGUUUUCAAACCAGAGAUAAAAUUGCAUAGAUUAGCAGACCUCCAGCAGCUCACUCUCACUGAAGAGGUUGUUAACCCUGAGCGACAGCACUAUGAGCAGGAAUGGAGCGCCAGUUUGGGGCCAGUCGAGUCUGAUGCCGAAGAGUCUAUAUGGAACUCUAUCAACACUACAACUGUAGAGAACCAAACAGAAUUUGAUGGUGAGCGCUACAGAGAGUCCGACUCAACCAGUGAAUAUCAGCCCCCAUCUGAAGUAAAUCCAGAAAGUGACAACGAUGAAAGUGAUAAUGUAAAAGAGGAUGAAGUGGAAAAUAGAAUACGACUGUCACGGUUAAAGCCUCUUAAAUCAAAGAGAGGAAGAGGACGGCCAAGGAAAGAAGCCAGGGAGUUGCCUGAUCUGAAAUGUGACUUGUGCGGAAAAUGCUUUGCGACAGCAGGUGGUCUGAGAAGGCAUCAACAAAAUUUGCACGGUGAAGAGAGACCAAAAGGACAGCCGAAGAAAGAAAACAGUGAGUUGCCUGACCUCAAAUGUGAUGUGUGCGGAAAAUGCUUGGCGACAGCACGUAGUCUGAAAAGGCAUCGACAAAAUCGCCAUCUUGAAGAGAGACCAAGAGGACGGCCAAGGAAAGAAACCAGUGAGUUGCCUAAUCUGAAAUGUGACGUUUGCGGAAAGUGCUUUGUGACAAGACGUGGUCUACAAAUGCAUGGGAAAAAUAGGCACAGUGAAGAGAGACCAUACAUGUGUGACAUAUGUGGACAAGGUUUCAUCUUGAACUGCUACCUGAUCCGCCACAUGAAGACUCACACGGAGGAGGGACAACAUUGCUGUACCGUAUGUGGCAAAUGUUUCAAUCACAAGAAUAACCUGAAAAAUCAUAUGGGUACUCAUACAGGGCCGUCUUUUAAAUGUGAUUUGUGUGGAAAAUCCUUGACAACAAAAGGAAGUCUGAAACUCCAUCAGCAAAAUCACACUGGGGAGAAAUCCUAUCCGUGCAAAGAGUGUGACAAAUCCUUCAGCAUAAAGGCAAGCCUGGUAUUGCAUAUGAGGACUCAUACAGGGGAGAAACCAUUCCGGUGCAAAGAAUGUGGCAAAUGCUUCAGUGACAAGGGAACCCUUACAAAGCAUAUGAUGACUCACACAGAGGAGAAACCACAUCGCUGCAACGAAUGUGGCAAAUGCUUCAGUCUGAAGGGAAGCCUGACUGCGCAUAUGAAGGUUCAUACAGGGGAGGGAGUUCAAUGUCAUUUGUGUGGAACUCACUUGAAGUUAGCAUCAAGUCUGAAAAGACAUCUGCGAACUCACAGAAUAAAUAUUCACAAUGACUAAGAACAAGAAACAAUGCCCCUUGUGUAAAAUGUGUUAGAUGGAAGAGACUACUAAGAGGACAUACCACUCAGGUAUGCUCUUGGUAAAAAGUACACUCCGCUAUCUUGGAAUCUGUUCAAUGGUCAUUUUAAUUCAUAUAACUUACUCAUUGAUUGUUGAAGAUUUUUAUUUUGGGGGAAAAUGUAUUUAUUUAAAUGUACUGUAUUUAGGUACAUUUUCCCAUUCUAUAUACACUAAUAUGGCAGCUUAAUUACUUUAAAUCAUUUUGAUAAUUAAGUGUGCCACCAGCAGGAGUAGUAACACCAAUGAUACAUUUUAGGUCAAUGAGGAGUUUCUGAAAUUGAGGCCACAGAUUCGAAAUUCUAAGAUCAUUAACCCUUUAAAAAUAAUACAUGUGAUAUGAUUAAUCAUUUUUCUCACAAUGUAAUUUCCUUUAAAUUAAAUUGAGUUACACCAAGUGACACUGGAUUUAGACACCAAAUGAUCAAUGGAAUCCUCAAAAUAUAUUAAAUUCUAAAAGGAUGUGAUUGGCUAAUAAUUUUGUUUAAUAUAGACCCCUCCCCCGAUAACAAUGGAGGGAAUGCUCAAAGUCCUUGUAUAUACUAGUAUUGAGUGAUUUCCAAGAUGUUCACACCAAUUACAAAAACCUGAGGGACACAUGUUAUAUUGGUAAAAAAAUAUAUUAUUGAUCUACAGUGCCUUGUGGUGAUUAAUUUCUGUAUUAUCAAAUGAGGAGAGACAGACUUAUCACACAAGUCAGAGUUAUACUUAAACUACAUCUUUAUUGGUGAGAGCUCUGCAAUAGCGGUGGCUUGUCGACGAACCACCCUCAGCUGAUUCGUUGAGAGCCACGACACAAAGGCUACUGAAAUCUUUUAUAGCAAAGAUCCACCCCCUAGUCUACAUAUCAAACAACAGAUGUGUGGAACGGGUCAUAAGGUGAGACUUGAUAAAUGAGAAUGGAGUAUCCCACAGCCAGAUAGCAUUUGCUAUAAAUUCUGUUCUUAUCGUUCAGUUUGGCCCCUAAGACGAGGCUCCGAUCUCAUUCUUGGUACUUCAUAGCACAAAAACACCAACUCAUUCUAUGGCAUAAAUCAAUUGUCAACUCCAGAUACCCGCAUCUCAAGUAAAACCUCUUCUUGACCACACGCCUGGACAAGCUCACUGAGAGAACUGAGCCUCUAGGUCAUACACUAUCCCAGGAUAGGUGCAACAUCAGAGAUGUCAUACAAUGGUUCCAGACACUACCCCACAACACUACCCCACACAUCUGUUGUCUCAAACCUUAUCUCCCCCAAGGCCAAAGGAGGGAGUGACUGGCACACAGACAUUGUGGAGACAAGUAAUUGGUUCCCCAUUAGUCACGCCAUCCCUUCACAUGGUUUAAGAAUAGGUAAAGACACAUUCACAUAUGAAGACAAUGUUCCCUCCUGUCCUCUUUCUGAUAUUCUGCAUAGCACCAGGGACAUGUGAAAGACAAGUCUGACUUUUCCUCUCUCUGGGUACCAGGUGACUGAGCCCCAGUUGAGGGAAGAAGUGCAACUACCAACACCAGAGUCCAAAGGGAUACAUUCUAAUAACAAGUAUAUCACAUAAGCAUAUUAUGCAGAUAAGACAGCUUAAUUAUCUAUGUUACCUAACUAAUUCUGAUUCUUCCGCCACAGCCUUCAGAAAGUAUUCAUACCCCUUGACUUUUUCCACAUUUUGUUGUGUUACAGCUUGAAUAAAAAAAAAAAUUAAAUGUAACUUUUUUUGUCACACAAUACCCCAUAAUGUCAAAGUGGAUUUAAAAGCUGCAAAUGUCUUGAGUCAAUAAGUAUUCAGCCUCUUUGUUAUGGCAAGCCUAAAUUAAAUUCAGGAGUAAAAAUGGAAGCCUGUACAAAACAAAAGUAUUCCAAAACAUGUAUCUUGUUUGCAACAAGGCAUUAAAGUAAUACUGCAAAAAAAAUGGCAAGCAAUUCACUUUUUGUACUGAAUACUCAUUUUUAUGUUUGGACACAUCCAAUACAACACAGCACAUUACUACCACUCUCCAUAUUUGCAAACAUAGUGGUGGAUGCAUCAUGUUAUGGGUAUAAAUAAAGAUAUUUAGUAUAAAAAAUAAACUGAAUGGAGCUAAGCACAGGCAAAAACGUAGAGGAAAACCUGGUUCAGUCUGCUUUCCACCUGACACUGGGAAAUGAAUUCACAUUUCAGCAGGACAAUAACCUAAAACACAAGGUCAAAUCUAACCUGGAGUUGCUUGCCAAGAAGAUAGUGAAUGUUCCCGCGUGGAUAAUUUCCAGUUUUGACAAAUCUGCUUGAAAAUCUAUGGCAAGACCUGAAAAUGAUUGUCAAGCAAUGAUCCACAACCAAUUUGACAGAGGUUUAAGAAUAAUUUUUGAAAGAAUAUUGGGCAAACAAACGGUGCACAAUCCAGGUGUGGAAGCUCUUAGAGACUUACCCAGAAAAACUGACAGCUGUAAUCACUGCCAAAGGUGACUCUAACAUGUAUUGACUCAGGGGGUUGAAUACUUAUCUAAUGAAGAUAUAUUAGUGUUUUAUUUGUCAUACUUUCUUCCACUUUGACAUUGGAGUAUUUUGUGUUGUUAUUUAACAAACAAUGACAAUUAAAUCAAUUUUAAUCCCACUUUGUAACACAACAAAAUGUGGAUAAAGUCAAUGGGUGUGAAUACUUUCUGAAGGCACUAUAUAAAUAUAUGAAAUACUUUUGUUUACUUUCUAGCAUUCAAAAUAAUAGAUAUCUCUAAAUCCCCAAAACAUGUUACUACUGAGACAAGCCAAGUACUUUAAACAAUGCAUAAUCCUAUAGUGUUGCAGUAUAAAUGACUUGCAUUGUGUUUUAUCAUUGAUAAACAGUUCAAUAUAAACAAAAACAUGUAUGAUGUGUGACUAUUUGUCAUUUUAUAUUAUUUUUCAUGGUUACAAAGGUGAGGGGUGCAAAUGCCCAGGAAUUCAUUAAUGACCCAACUUAUGAAUGCACAACUAUCUUACGCUAUCAUAUUCCAAAAUAUAAGGUAUUAUUACUCAGGUGUAUAGAAACAACAAAAAUGAAAACAAACACUGAAUAGCUUCAAAAUAUGUUAAAAAUUAUCAUGUGGAUGUCAGUCUUUGUAUCUAUAGUGCUGCCUAGGUAUUUGAGAGGAGCUAGCCAACAUUUUUCUAGCCCCAUCACUCAGCUGUUUACUAAAACAUGGAACGGGAACCACAUUUUGUCGUUUUUCGAAUUGCAGUCUAAAGCUUUAAGGUGGGUAUUAAUAUAUUCCUAAACCUGCUGAACCAGGUAGUAAAUCAAAGUUUGUCUGACAUUUGAAGACCUUUUAAGUAAGUGUAGUGUCAAGAUGAAACCACGUCCCGCAACAUUGCUUGUGUAGUUCCAGCUACAUUUGUCCAUCUCAAACGCAUGGAAAAGAAAGCGCUGAGUAAAACCAUUACAACUUUAUAGAAGGGUCUCAAAGCGCUUCAAAAGCAAUGUCAUUUUGAUGAUAUGGUUUGAUGACUGGCUAGGUUAUUUUCUUUUCGCAACAUAUACAAUAAGGAGAAUUAUGACAAUGGUUAUGAUAUGAUAAUGAUUAUCAUGAUGUUUAGUAAUGUUAUGAUAAUAUGCAGUAUGCAAUGAUCAAUGAAAAUGAUGUUAAACUAUGUACUGUACCUGGAACCCUGACUGAAUAUGAAAUAAUAGGGUCAUUCUAUAUGAAUUCAAACACCUUUUUUACCACGUCCCUUUUGAUUUGAACAAAAGCCCUAUGGCACUAUAAAGGCAGCAUCACUCCUGUAAACGUUUUUUGUUUUGUUCUACUCAGUGACCAGUUUAUUAGGUACACCACCCCGUUCACGAAAAUGCUACGCUCCUACAGACAGUGAGUCACGUGGACGUGGCUUGCUAUAUAAAGCAGGCAGACAGGCAUCAAGGCAUUCAGUUACCGUUCGAUUGAAUGCUAGAAUGGGAAAAACUAGUGACCUAAGGGACUUUGAGCGUGGUAUGAUCGUCGGUGCCAGGCGCGCCGGUUCCAGUUUUUCAGAAACAGCCAGCCUCCUAGGCUUUUCACGUACAACAGUGCCUAGGGAUUACUGAGAAUGGUGCGACAAACAUACAAUCCUGUGGGUGAAAACAGCUCGUUGAUGAGAGAGGUCGAAGGAGAAUGGCAAGAAUCGUGCAAGCGAGGCGGGCCACAAACAGGAAAUUAACGGCGCAGUACAACAGUGGUGUGCAGAAGGGCAUCUCAGAACGUACAACUUGUCGGUCCCUGUCACGGAUUGGCUAUUGCAGCAGAUGACCACACCAGUUUCCACUCCUAUCAGCUAAAAGAAGAAGCGGUUCCAGUGAGUACGCGAUCAACAACACUGGGAAAUUGAGGAGUGGAGAAACAUUGCCUGUUCCAUCGAAUCCCGGUUCUUGUUGUGUAAUGCUGAUGGCAGAGUCAGGCUUUGGCAUAAGCAGCAUGAGUCCAUGGCCCCAUUCUGCCUGAUGUCAACAGUACAGGCUGGUGGUGGUGUUGUAAUGGUGUGGGGAGUAAUUUCCCUGGCACAUGUUCACUCCCUUGGUACCAAUUGAGCAACGUGUAUCUGAACAUUGUUGCUGACCAGGUGCAUCCCUUCAUGGUUACGGGGGUCUCAUCCGGUACUAGAUGUGUACCUAAAAAACUGGCCACUGACUGUAUAUAAUUAUAAAAUAUUAAAGCCACCAUGGCAUAUUAAAGCUGUCAAGCAAGUCAGAUGGAUGGUUGGUUUGGCAAGCUAGCUAACUGGCUAGCAUGUUAUGUUUUGAUUUGAAUGUUGGAGGUUGAGCGGACAAGGCCAAAGCAAGGGUACAAGCAGAGAUGGCAGAGGUAUGCGCAAAUGCUCGGGAAGGCUACUUUGGACUAGCGCCAACAUGCGGUGAGCCUUCCGCUGCCAGGGCAUCACCCACGUGUGUGCUAAGUGAUCAGUGGUGGUCGAGGAGUAGCUGGCUAGCUACCGGCUACAGAGACCAGACUUUGCACUGUUUAACGGCUCUGGAUAACAGUCAUCAUUGCUUCGAGACCGAACCCGUCUGACCGAGGCUUACCCCUGCCUAUGACUGUGAUGCAUCCACUCUCUCCCUCCUCACAUGUACAUUUCCCUUACAAAAAAACUCACCUGAAUUUCAUGUGAUAACAUGUGUUUCAAAUGUGAUCUCACAUGAUCGCAUGUGAUCUUAUGUGAAGUUAAUGUAAUAACGUGACAUGUAAAUGCAACAUGUGAUAACAUGAAACUACACAUGUGAAAACAUGAUCUCAUGCUAAAUAAAUGUGACAACAUGGGAUGCAAAAUUACAACCAUCUGAGUUCGUUUUUCACAUGUGGAAGUGCAAAUUCGAUUUUCACAGACAUUCCACAUCCCACUGGGCACACCACGUCACUUAAAUGUGCAUAAUUGGGUCAUAUUUGGUUAAGAUGAUGAUCAAAGCACAACCAAAUUCCAA
Salvelinus fontinalis (brook trout) is the source of this 7039-nucleotide messenger RNA. RefSeq names its product zinc finger protein OZF-like. NCBI's taxonomy places the organism in Eukaryota, Metazoa, Chordata, Actinopteri, Salmoniformes, Salmonidae. The record is from RefSeq and is a predicted model, not a curated record. Gene Ontology annotation, molecular function: RNA polymerase II transcription regulatory region sequence-specific DNA binding; DNA-binding transcription factor activity, RNA polymerase II-specific. The transcript has 2 exons. Bases 112 to 1596 code for a protein of 494 amino acids. Gene Ontology annotation, biological process: regulation of transcription by RNA polymerase II. Gene Ontology annotation, cellular component: nucleus.